AUGGUUAGAGAUGUCAUAUUCUGGAUGGAUAAAUAUCCCGAUGUAGUUGUUCUAACACUCCAACUAUAUAGCAUUUGUCACGCCAUAUUCUGCAUCAUUGCUGCAUAUGGUGCCUAUAAACUCAAAAGAUUUUUUGUGGUGCCCCUUGCCAUUUUGGAGUCUGUGUAUAUUGUGCAGAUCAUAACGCUUUUUAUACUUUUCUUGCGGAUUGUCAGACAUUUUUUAAGCCUUGGAAAAUUGAUACUGCUGACCCUUUCAGCAACUGCCUAUUCAUUUCUCACUGUUUAUGACUUGUUCGCUCUGGUUGCUUUCGAGCAAAUCAUUGCACUUGUGAGAAGUAAACGUUAUCAGCAGCUUUAUGGCUCGGACCCAUUUAAUCCCAUACUCAACCAUAACACAGAACAGCAACUGAAGGAGCAUCCCACUAUUGUUUAUGUAAUGCCCAAGGCGAAUGCAAAUUUGCCAAAAUGGUGGCAAGUGGAUAGCUUGCAGCAUAAUAAUAGGGAAAAUAUUAUGUUGCAUGAUGCACACAGAUAUUUUUAA
Messenger RNA from Drosophila grimshawi, 543 nucleotides. RefSeq lists its product as uncharacterized. Bases 1 to 543 code for a protein of 180 amino acids. The record is from RefSeq and is a predicted model, not a curated record. The transcript is spliced from 4 exons. Lineage: Eukaryota; Metazoa; Arthropoda; Insecta; Diptera; Drosophilidae.